This is a messenger RNA of Rodentolepis nana, 282 nucleotides long. The record is from the annotation of a GenBank genome assembly. NCBI's taxonomy places the organism in Eukaryota, Metazoa, Platyhelminthes, Cestoda, Cyclophyllidea, Hymenolepididae.
GGGGCUUUAUCAAGAGCUGAGGAAACACGAUUAGAAAUUUCGAUUGUUUUAGAAUAUCUUGAAGAGUCAAAUGGAGGUGGGGAAAGGAAAUUCAGAUUAGGCCUUCGAUCAAGAUUCACGAAGAGGAGGGCAGUUAGGAUUUUCUCCAGGGAGCCCUUUCCUCUUGGAUAUCUCAAAAGACCGUCGUACACAUUUAUUCCCAAAUCAAUAUUCCGAAUUAUUUGGAUAUACUUACAUGUUUUUCAGCCAAAGCGAUCACAUCGUAGAUUUUUCCUUCGAUAA